AUGCCAUGGCCCUGGUCGGGCGGCGACGAUGAUGACGACGAGAAGAAGACCAAUGUCUCCGCCCGCAUUGCAAAGCUCCAGUCAGAUGAUUGGGCGAGUGCGCUUACUGAUCCCGCGACAAUUGGCACAUCGCUUGCGUUGACAGCUUCCACUGUAGCAGCUCUACGAUUCUACAAAUCCUACUUGCGCCGCAUACCAAGCGUGAACCACAUUAAGCCAAAUUACUUCCGACGAAGAAGCCUGUUCGGUCAAGUCACCAGUGUCGGUGAUGCAGACAACUUCAGGCUGUUCCACACACCGGGUGGGAGGGUAGCUGGAUGGGGCUGGUUACCCUGGAAGAAAGUACCCACGACGCGCGAAGGAUUGGCAAAGAAUACUAUACACGUCCGCAUUGCUGGUGUGGAUGCACCCGAACUGGCUCACUGGGGCAGAGAAGCACAGCCAUAUUCUCAAGAAGCGCUAGACUGGCUCACAGCAUAUAUUCAUAACCGACGUGUUCGAGUGCACAUAUUCAGACGCGACCAGUACGACAGGGUUGUGGCUCAGGUCACUGUGCGCAGGUGGUUUCGUAACAAAGACGUCGGACUAGAGAUGUUAAAGAAUGGGCUAGCCACUGUCUAUGAAGCGAAGACAGGGUCUGAGUUUGGAACGUCCGAACAAAAAUACCGUGACGCCCAGAAGAAGGCCGAAGAGCAAAAGGUCGGCAUGUGGACGAAGCCGAACCUCCUUGGACGAUUACGAGGCGAGACUGCGAAGAAGGCAGAAACGCCAAGGGAAUACAAACAGAGGCAUGCGGCAGCUGAGAAGCAGAAGAAGACAGGGUGA
Messenger RNA from Didymosphaeria variabile, 825 nucleotides. It is a transcript of the gene lcl3, whose product is annotated as putative endonuclease lcl3. Gene Ontology annotation, cellular component: cytoplasm; mitochondrion. The transcript has 2 exons. The coding region runs from base 1 to 825 and encodes 274 amino acids. NCBI's taxonomy places the organism in Eukaryota, Fungi, Ascomycota, Dothideomycetes, Pleosporales, Didymosphaeriaceae. The record is from RefSeq and is a predicted model, not a curated record.